AUGAGAAUAAAUACUGACUUCAAAAAGACCGACACUGUUUCUAAGACUAUAGUAGUGAUUUUGCCUUCCAUCGAGGUUAAUAUGGGCUGCACUGACGCAGAGCAAAAUGUAGAUAGUCUCAUGUUUGUCUGUUGCGGAAUAAUUUCUAUAGUGAAGACCAUAUGUUUCCGCAUUUAUGCGAAUAACUUAAUUGACACUUACAACGCUGCAAUAGAAGAUUAUACCACAAUCGAAAGCCCGGAACAGCGUAAGAUCAUGAGAAAAUACGCUUUAAUCGGAAGGAUACUUUCCUGUUUUAUGGUGUGCUUCGCUUACUUCGCAACUGUCGUCUAUACGCUAAUCCCGCUUUUGAGUGACGAGCCGAUUGAUCAGUUCAACGUAACGGACAAGGAAAUCGUGUUGGAGUAUACGAUACCAUCAAAAUGCACUUUGGAGUACUUCCAUAUUCCGAUGAGCAUGUACGAAAUUAUCACUCUCACUGAAUCUUUUAUGAUGGCACUCACGUGUACUUGCAACCACGGUAACGACUCCUUGUUCCUCAAUAUUACACUGCACGUGUGUGGUCAAUUAACAAUUCUGAAAGCCAAUUUUGCCAACAUUGAUGUUACAAGUCCUCAGGUUCAUAAUCACUUUAACGCAUUGAUACAAAGACACGAUUAUCUAAUGAGGUUAGGCCAGAAGCUCGCCGAUACAAUCAGUUUUGCGUUGUUGAUGCAAUUAUUCAUUACCAAUGUAUUACUAUGUAUAAUGGGAUUCCAAUUCAUCUUAGCGUUGAAGAAGAGCAACGCUGUUAUGUUAGCGAAAAGCUGUGUGGUGCUUGGUUCUUUCUUAAUGCAAAUUUCCGUCUAUAGUUUCGUCGGGGAUUAUUUCAAAAACCAAAUGGAAGAAAUCGGACUUUUCCUUUAUCAGAGUACUUGGUACAAUCUUCCUGCAAAGUUGACACGAAACUUGGCCUUUAUCAUUAUGCGAUCUCAAUCUCCGAUCAAACUGCAAGCUGGAAAUUUUAUCGUGGUAAAUCUCACGACCUAUAUAAGCAUCCUAAAGACUUCUAUUUCGUAUCUAUCUGUACUCCGCGUAAUGGUGGAAACGUAG
Molecule: messenger RNA, 1092 nt
Organism: Dinoponera quadriceps
Lineage: Eukaryota; Metazoa; Arthropoda; Insecta; Hymenoptera; Formicidae
Product: odorant receptor 13a-like
Exons: 4
Coding region: 1-1092 (363 amino acids)
Biological process (GO): detection of chemical stimulus involved in sensory perception of smell; sensory perception of smell
Cellular component (GO): plasma membrane
Molecular function (GO): odorant binding; olfactory receptor activity
Source: RefSeq, a predicted model, not a curated record